UCAGGAUGGGGCGUUAACCUCCGCCGCUGGAAACCGCUGUGCUAUGUGAAGGUCACACAGAGAUUAAACACAGCUUGGUAAACCUGGGGAUCACAUGCAUAUUCUGGGCGACUUCCACCCACACUUCGUUCACCUCUGACAGCCACCCGAUCCGUGUCUGGCCGCCCGCCUGUGUUACUGAAUAUACUGCGGAGCUAAAUGCUGACACAUUAAACCAUGUCUCAAACACACUUAGUGGAUACUCCGGACGACGGCGGUGACACACUCACCUCGGUAAACGACAACGGCUUCCUUAUGCCCGACAUCCCCGGCGGACCAGGCAUCCAGGGUGUUCGUUCUGUAAAAAUACGCGACGAUGACAUCAUUCUCUGCGCGUUUCCUAAAUCAGGAACCCACUGGGUGUUUGAAAUAACACGAGAACUCCUCACAGGGGAGAUAAUUGAAGAUGACGUCACGAUGAGCCAGACUUUCAUGGAAUUUGGUCCAGAGGAGAGGUAUGCCGACCUCCAGUCUCCCAGGAUCCUCAACUCCCAUUUGCUGAUGAAGCAUCUGCCAGAAGAUGUUAUCAACAAGAAAAUAAAAGUCAUUACCAUUCUACGAAAUCCAAAGGACGUAGCUGUUUCCUUCUAUAAUUUCUUGAAAACGGUUCCAUUUGCCAAAUACAAAGGGGAGUGGAAGAACUUUUUGCGACCCUUGUUUCAGGGAAAGUUUAUGUAUGAAUCAUGGAUGGACUAUGUUAUUGACUGGGAGCAAGUGAAGAAGACCAAUCCUGAUCUGCCUGUGUUGACUCUCUUCUAUGAGGACAUUAAGCAGGAUCAGAUGCGGGAGAUGAGGAGGAUAUGUGAGUUCCUGGGUGUUGAGAGAACGGAUGAGUUCCUGUCUAAAGUCUGUGACAACACAACACUGACGGCCAUGAGGACCCACAAGAACAGGGAAAAUAAUCGAAGCAGCGUUUUUAGAAAAGGCGGAGUAGGCGACUGGAAGAACUGGUUCACUGUGGCCCAGAAUGAGUGGUUUGAUCAGCUCUACCAGGAGAAGAUGGCCGGCUGUCACCUUCAGUUCAAAUUCACACUGUGAUUUGACAGUGUACGUUGGUCGAAUCCACGGUCAUAGGUUUAAAGAACGCCUUACAAACAGUCCUCAGUGAAUUGUGGCGCCUUACACGACUGUGCCACCAGUGCUGGAGGAGGAACUGGCAUUAUAUUAACUCUGCGAGAUAACCAAUAUUUAAGGAUUGACUGAGGUAUGAAUCGAAAAACCGAUGUGCAAACUGUAUGAAUCCGCGUAGUCCAGCAAAGUAACGGCGGACACUACUUCGAGAGAGUGACAGAAUGUUAUUUAGGCCUCAGUUAGCAAUAUACCAGACAUAUAUAUAGCAGACGGAUGGCUGCAAAUAGUGAGGUGAGGUGAGGUGAGGUGAGGUGGGGUGAAAUGGGGUUUAACGUCGCGUCCAAUAUUAUUGCACGUGCAUGUACGUGUGUGUGUGUGUGUGUGUGUGUUUGCCACAAAUAAAGGCGUCUGUCAUAAGUUUUAUUAAAAGUUUGAUCUUUUAUUAGGAAUUAUAAUUUUAAGAAAUGUCUUUCUUUUAACACAACAUAUCUCAGAUCGCUUAAAAGUACUUUUUAUAAAGUUUACCGUAAAUUGUAUUUGAUGUUUUUGUUACGGUUUUUAAUAUAAAUCAUAAAUUCAUUACUAAAAGUACUUUCAAAUUCAGAAGAAAGAAAAAAAUGGCAAAUUUUUAAUAUGUUUUAAUUUUAUAGCAAUAUCUUUUAGUUAAGCUCAGAUAUUUUUCAAGUAGAACUCGAUCCCCAGCAUUCAAAACAAUAGUGCAUUAGUAUAAUUGCCAAAAGCCCAUUUUAACAAAAUAACAGUACAUUUUGAAUAUGUAAAUAUGAAUAAGAAAUGCAAAAUGUAAAGACAUGGGAGUAGUGAGUAUCCAGUUGAAUAUCUAUAAUACCGUUUUUAUUGCUAACGUAUGAUAUUUACGAUACGGAAACACGUGCAGCUAAUAAUCUCUAUAUAUUUUCGUCUGCAGCUUAUUCCAAAAGAACGUCCUUUAGUUGAAGAUCCGGGAUAGAGUAGGUCUUCAGCAACCCAUGCUUGCCGUAAAAGGUGACUAUGCUUGUCGUGAGAGGCGACUACCGGGAUCGGGUGGUCAGGCUCUCUAA
Molecule: messenger RNA, 2168 nt
Organism: Haliotis rufescens (red abalone)
Lineage: Eukaryota; Metazoa; Mollusca; Gastropoda; Lepetellida; Haliotidae
Product: sulfotransferase 1A1-like
Exons: 6
Coding region: 217-1077 (286 amino acids)
Biological process (GO): sulfation
Cellular component (GO): cytoplasm
Molecular function (GO): sulfotransferase activity
Source: RefSeq, a predicted model, not a curated record